Molecule: messenger RNA, 1570 nt
Organism: Dermacentor albipictus
Lineage: Eukaryota; Metazoa; Arthropoda; Arachnida; Ixodida; Ixodidae
Source: RefSeq, a predicted model, not a curated record
GACUCCAACGGUCAUGAACGUGUCUACGCAAUCAUCGCUUGUUUGAUAUCCGUCGGAGUCGUCUGUUUGGUAGCCUUUACGGUGCUUGGAACAUUAACAAAAUCCAUGACUCCAACGGCCAUGAACGUGUCUACGCAAUCAUCGCUUGUUUGAUAUCAGUCGGAGUCGUCUGUUUGGUAGCCUUCACGGUGCUUGGAACAUUAAAAAAAUUGCCUGUAUUACGAGUUCCAACACCACAAGGUCCUGUUACGCCGAAACCGACAACGACCCCCACCACGAACCCGAGGAUGACGACGACGACUAUAUUGACACCAUUCACAGAACUUGUCUGCACGGUUUCCGGCUACUUGUUAUACACGUAUCCACCAGAUGGUUUGUGUCAUUACCUGUUCUACUGGGACGCUGUCGUAUUUCGCAAAACCAUACGGGACGUAGGCGGCUCACAUUCCUGGGAUAUUUUUAAGGACCAAACGGCACGGCUGAAGAAAACGUCCAGAGGCAUCAGCUUCAACUCCCGGUUAGUGGCUGCGUCUACUAUUCGCUCAGUAGAGAAGGAGCUCGAAUAUCUGGCCACGAUAAACAUCAAGCACUAUGGUGUUUUGAGCAUGUUGGCCACCCGAGAGAAUGCGCACGACUUGUUGCAGAACACGAAAGCGCUUCUUCAAAAACUCAAGACUAUACAAGGUAACGACAUCACCAAAAGGAUGAUACUGGCGAUGGGCCUGUACGAUUAUGGUUCGCAAGGCGAAUACUAUAGCUUUUUCACGAAUCUGUUGAAAGAAGCAGUCGACACGUCGAAGGCGGACACUGUCAUCGCGAUUAGCUCUGUCGGGUGGCUGUACAAUAGCAGCCGAUGUGAACUUACGCCACCCUCUGUCUGGGACACGUCGGCACUGCCAGGCUUGGCCAGCACCUUGGGAAGAAGGUAUCCUGACCUGCGCAGGCAUGCGGCACUGAUGUCGAAACAUCAAAGCAACUUCGACUUGAAGGUUAAGAUGGGCCUCUCUUUCGAGUUGGCCACGCUGGUCUACAACGUCUCUCGGCACUUGCAGGCUGUCAAUGUUGCAAUGAUUCACAGCGAGUGCCAGUCGUUAUUUACGGCGAACUUUGAUAUCGUGCCAUGUAAAAAAACUUUACGCUCAACUCGCGGCCUUGUGCACCCAGACGUCAGUAUCGGAGUUUUGGACGAUGUCCAUCAAAUUUUACUCUUCGAGGACGAGGAUACCUUGCAGAAAAAGUGCAGGGACCUGCUAAAACCAUCUACCGACCUGCGGCCAAACAUGGUGAUGCUCCUAUUCAACGUUCACCUCGGCGGCUACGACGAACGGAACAGAUGCGGUAGUUCCGAUCCACUGAGGGCCGACCCAUUUUGGCGUGUCCGCGUGGUGAAGAGGACACUGAAUAUCCCGUGACGCUGGGUCGAGGUGGCUACAGUUGAACUGAGAAAUAAGAACUUUCAGCGCUUGCCAGCGGUGGCAAUACGUUGGAGAUGUUUGCGAAUUCUUUACUAUUAUAAUUUAUUGUGCAUUAUUAUAUGAUUCGUUGUUGCAUCGCCCUAGCUUGCCGUAUU